AUGUUUCAACAAGGAAACCAGGUCGCCCGAAUGAGCACAUGGUUAGAGGUGAGAACUUUGCUCCAUCACACCGUCAUCGGCCUCCUUAUUGUCGCCCAGGGUCAUCAAGGGCACAUAUCACUGUCGCUUUCAAUGACGUAUGUGUAUACAGCGCUACGUGCUGAGCAUCGUGAGAUACGACUGCUUAGCCUCGAACCGUCUAAAGGAGGCGAUGAGCCACUUCAACUCUCCCUCUAUACUGUUCCGCUCGAUUGCCCUGGCGGUUACGAAGCCCUUUCCUAUACAUGGGGCGACACAUUACCCAAAUUCGAUGUAAGGGUAAAUGGCUUCGGCUUUCAGAUUGGAGGGAAUCUGCAUUCUGCGCUUCGCCAUCUUCGAUAUCAAGACCAACGGCGGCGGCUUUGGGUGGACGCCAUCUGUAUUAACCAGGAUGACAUCCAAGAACGCGAGGAGCAGGUGUCCAUAAUGCGUGGCAUAUAUGGCACCGCAAGCUCAGUCAUUGCCUGGAUCGGGGAAAGUGAUGGUUCUAGCGACGAGAGGGCGUUUGACUUCAUGGAUAAGAUUUUGGACCAGAUACACUCCCGUGUGGUUUUGAACAGAUUUUUGGCCGCUGAUACCGCCCCAACAAGUUCCGAGUUCAGUUUGGCGAUUCACAAGGAUAACAUGGACUGGAUCAGGUCCGUAACUUCGCUAGGCCUUGUGGGUAGCCCUUGGCUUGAUCUUCUUCAUCUUCUCCAGCGUCCAUGGUUCAGCAGAGUCUGGAUCAUCCAGGAGGUGGUGAUGGCGACGGACGUAACAAUGCGGUGUGGCGAGCGCACCCUGACCUGGCUCUUAUUUCGACUAUGUAUUCGGUUUGUCAAGCAUUAUAUCGUCACUAUCUGGGACUCCAGCGCACCAGAAGACAUUCUCAAGCUUGAUCUAGACGCAUAUCGGCAUUACCAAAGGUCGGGGGGUGUUAUUAGUCUGGAGAAGGCGAUAAUGCGCAUUAUCAAUGUGGAUCAGCUAAGAAGACAGAGGCGGUUAAUCGAUCUCACUACGACUUGUACACAGCAAAGCAGGCAAGGGUCUUAUCUGGCGGCCCCGGUUCUCUUGCCGCCGUCUAUCACGCAGCUCCUCGGGAUUGAGACUCCAGGACAAAGCAUGCCACAGGCAAUGACCCAUGAGGAACGGGUCUAUGCCGCACAGCCGCCGAUGGAUUUCGAGGUUGGGAGACUGUUGAAGGACUGUUCACUUUACCAACUAUUUCGGAAGUUCAGGUCUUGCGAUGCAACAGAUCACAGGGACAAGGUCUAUGCGCUGCUUGGAAUUGCAGAAAGAAUCCAUGGCUCCCACCAUGCACUGCCUGUCUCCUACAAGAAUUCUGUUGAAGCGGUACUCUGGAAUUUGAUUUCCAACCAUCUUACCUCCACCAAGUCGCUAAACUUCCUGAGUGAUGGGUCCGGGUUGUCCGGACCUGAAGGAUUCCCGUCAUGGAUACCAUUGUGGUAUGAAACACACUUGGAAACUCAUCCAUAUUCGUUUCUAUCUGAUGCACUCGCCUCAGGCUACAGGGCCAGUGGCGAUACCAAAGCACAAUUCCAAUUUGGAGAAGGAACGAAGCUACUCAAGUGCCAGGGUAUGAUUGUUUCGACCAUCGAGGCCGUUGGAGAAGCCUAUGACAGUAACUAUGACAAUGACAACGUCGAUGACCCUGAACGUCUAUAUGAAAGGUCCAUCCACACUAAAUGGGCAAAAUUGUUGGGCGUUGAUGAUGUAUUCAACAAGGGCAACAUACUAUGGGAUGCGGCACAGCGAGGAGCAAUAUCCAAACAAGAAAACCAGGCUCGAUUCCUGCAGCUUUUAUCACGAGAUAAAGAAAAAGGGCGGCGGUUCGUCGAGUUUGCCAUCACUCUUAUGGCUUGUGGGAGUACAUAUGGUGACUUGAUAAACGCCACCACCGUACUCGAUGGGAAUCAGACCUUUGUACCUUCUUUUGCGCCACAUAUGGUGUGGCCGCAGUCGACGAAUGACAAGAAGCAAGCGGGCCGAAUUCGUAACGCGUGCCACCGGCGGAGCAUGUUUACUUGCAAAGGAGAGGCCAUGUUUGGCCUCGGCCCAGGGAACGCAAAGCCUGGCGAUGUUCUUACCGUAUUCUUGGGGGCUGAUUUGUUGUAUGUCCUCCGUCCGGUCAGUGAGCAUGCUGGGCUCGCCACGUUCAAGUUAGUUGGAGAGGCAUAUUGCAUUAGUCUAAUGAAUGGUGAAGCAAUCAAUAUACCGAGGGCGGGGGGAGACCACAAUGAGUUUGGAACCCAAACGAUCCAGCUUGUAUAG
This is a messenger RNA of Clonostachys byssicola, 2310 nucleotides long. The record is from the annotation of a GenBank genome assembly. NCBI's taxonomy places the organism in Eukaryota, Fungi, Ascomycota, Sordariomycetes, Hypocreales, Bionectriaceae.